UAUUGCUUUAAUUAGGUCGAUAAUAAAGAGAUUGUAUGUUCCGCGAAAUGUCAUGUGCCAUAGUGUUAUCGGUUAUUCUUUUCGACAUCUUGUCACGUGAAACCUAACAAAUAAACAUGAAAAAAUAAUUUACAAGAAUUGCGAUUAGCGACGAAAUCGUAGGCAUGUUUUCAAUCUUUCUGCGAAAGUCGUAUUCACACGUUCCUUUAAUUCUGAAUGGAUUUAAUUUCCACUUUUUUGAGGUGAUGUUAAGGGGACCAAAGAAACGUCGCAAAGUCUUGGUUUUUACUGCCAGAGGCUGAACGAUUUCAUUAGAAAAGCGAGAUAAAGCCAAAGUAAAUAAUGAAUGCUGUCAUAGCACUUUGUACAUUUUGUGAAAUGCAUGGUCCAAAAGUCAUAUUUACUACCCAAACUUAUAGAAGUUUUGAUAAUAAAGAUACCGAAAAGUUAAAGUUCUACGGUCCCAAAGAAGUUUUACGACAACCGCAAGGCUUACAAACUGAAUUACAGGAGAACUGCGAAGGUUGCCAUAGUUUAGGAAAUCUGAAAUACUUGAGUAACGAACACGAGACGAGAACCUCUUUCCUUUCCGCGCAGCAGCCUCUCAUGCAAGAUAUCAAAACACUUCUCAAACAUGCUUGUAUAAGGAGCUUAAGUUGCGAAGUACAUCCUGGAAAGGAAGGAGUUUGUUAUUUUGGCGAUGAAUCAAGAGGUCAUGUUCUAAGUCAUACAUUCUCUUUAAAAGAUGCACAAGCUAGAGGAUUGCGAAGGUGGUGUAGUUUUAUAGUCUUUAUGAGGGAUAAACAGUUUUUAUUAAAUAUGUGGCCAUUUCUUGUAGAUAAUUUAAAAGAGAUAAUUAGAGAAUUACAAGAAUUUGCGGAAAAGAAAUAUAACGAGGAAGAGGCUAAAUGCCCACAGCGGGUCGUGCGUUUGACUACGGUUAAUUGUGGGCCCGGCUCUAAGCCCACUACCAAUAAACAAUCGCGAACUAUCAAUGAAAUUACAAAUGAGAAGCAUGUGUUUGUAAGAAUUCAUAUGUGGUUUGUUUGGAUACUGAGUGCUGGAGCAAGACAUUUUGUAGAAAUACUGCCUAUGGGCUUAUUAGAUACGGACAUUAAUUUUGAUUUAGACGAUCCACUUGAAACCGAAGAAGGCUUUACUUUAAUUAAUGCCAAAUCUCCUGUUAACUUAAGAGUGAAUACUCAAAUACAAGAUUUCAAUGAAAUUUCCGAAUUGAAUCCCAUUUCAAUUCUCAGAAAUUUAAGAAAUGCACUUGGCGCAGAUCAAUUUCGACAAAUAUUAUAUGCAGCUCUAAUAGGGAUACAAAUUCUUGUGAGAGGUCCGCCAGUGGAAGGUCUAGAAUCUUUGUACGGUUUAUGUUCGCUUGUACCAAGAGCUUGUCAAAGAGUAAAAACCCAUGCACAAGAAUAUCUGGACUCAAAUAUAUGUAAUUUCAUUAGUGUAGAUACAUCAAUUGCGGUGCCUUUGCCUUGCGCAAAAGUCUGUAGGCUUGACAUUUUACCUAUCGAGCACAGAGCGGAAAACACAAGGUCUCAUGUAAUUAGAUGGGCAGGUAUAUUGCCACUGAAACUCCCGACUCUUUUAAUUAAAUUAGAGAAAUCCUUAGAAAAUGAAAAAUUAAUCGAUUCCGUGCUAAAAGUGCAUUUUUCUACGCUACAAGAAGAAUGGGCUAAUAUUGCUAAGGUUGUUCAUGCUAUGCAUGGUCGAGGUCACCGUGGUGAUUUAACAAAUUUAAUGAUAAGCUUAGGAGCUGGUCCCCAAGACAAGAAACUGUUAGAUGCUUGGUCUAUGGGUUUACCGUCGAAUCCUGCAUAAUAUUAUUAGUAAUAUUAUUUGUUUCUCGUGUUAUUAGCACUAUUUAUUGGUAA
Ceratosolen solmsi marchali is the source of this 1889-nucleotide messenger RNA. RefSeq names its product folliculin (gene BHD). Gene Ontology annotation, cellular component: cytosol. Gene Ontology annotation, molecular function: GTPase activator activity. The record is from RefSeq and is a predicted model, not a curated record. Gene Ontology annotation, biological process: positive regulation of transforming growth factor beta receptor signaling pathway; negative regulation of transcription by RNA polymerase II; positive regulation of TORC1 signaling. Bases 343 to 1836 code for a protein of 497 amino acids. Lineage: Eukaryota; Metazoa; Arthropoda; Insecta; Hymenoptera; Agaonidae. The transcript has 8 exons.